Acanthoscelides obtectus is the source of this 7128-nucleotide messenger RNA. The record is from the annotation of a GenBank genome assembly. Lineage: Eukaryota; Metazoa; Arthropoda; Insecta; Coleoptera; Chrysomelidae.
AGGAAUGACUGGAUCUACAUGUUGUCGACUAUGGCUACUGUCACAUCAGGCCUCAUUUCACCAAACGCUUACGGCCUAAAUUCUGACCCCGUGAAGAUGGCUUCCGACAACGUGAACACUUACCAGCACUUCCAUCACCGCGCCUCCGACUCUACCUUCAAUUCCAACGCCAACUCCAGCGACUCCGACCAAGACAACUACGCGCCAGCAUCCCCUCAAGGUCACCAUCCUUACAACAGCGAGCUGCUCCAACCAAAGCGCAACAAAAGGAAGAACUUCAAGCCUCGGUGCUCUAAUGUGAGUUAUUCUGAUGGGGAGACUGGAGACGAUGGCAGUGGCAUGGAAAGGGGAAACAAGGACCUGCUUGGUGAUAAUAAUAAUUUGAGCAGUUCCAGUCGGAGGAAGACCAUGGCCACUAGGAAGGUGGUUGUAGAGCAACACCAGCAGCAACCCCCACUGAGCCCGAUGGAUCUGAGCAAAGCCGGUACAGAGGACACAGAUUCAAACAGCGAUUCUGAGGAGUAUAAUGAGACAUUCCUCAACAGUGACAAUGAUGCUGAGGGUGAUGAGGAAAAUAACAGUGAGCCAGAUGCUUCCUCUACCUCCAAAGUUAUCCCGCAGAGCUUUUCCAUACAUAACCUCUCCAAACCACACGUACAGAUGCCAUCUGAGUUCCCCGGACCGAACAGCGUUCCUCUGAGUCAGGAUCAAAUGAACGAGAUGAGGCAGUACGCGAUGAACACCAUGCGAGAGCUUCUGGGUAUAUACGGGUUGACAUCUGAAGUUGCUGAGAGUAUCUCCAGGCAGUUGCCAGUUGCGGCCUUCAGCACCGGCAAAAUCUUUGAGAACCUCUCACUGAACUCCUCCAGGAAAGAAGGUUCUCCGCCCGCAGCUCAACCCCCCACUCCCCCCGCAACUCCCCUGUCGCCCAAAUCCACCGAUCUUGCCGCCCACCAUGCGCGACUGCCCCAUUUCCAAUCGGGCAGACCCUCGCAUCAGUCUAGUCAUAGGGCGGUGGGAUCGAUGACAGCCAGCACACCCUUGGACCUAGGCAAAAGGGUCCCGGAACCUGGGACCUACGCCAAUGGGACCUCUGGCGACCAAGAGGGCAAGGGGCAAUUGGAGCAGAGACUCGGGAGUGGGGGGAGCGGUAGUUAUAGCAGUCGGGGUGUCUUUCCUUCAAAUAUGUUUUCUUAUUCACAAACUACAAAGACUGAGCAUUCGACGUCCCCACCACUGGAACCCAGUCCCCUCAAUGCAAUGCUAGCUCAAACGAUGGCGCCUACUCCUAGAGAAUCGCUGUCUACCACGAACCUGUUGAUAAGCAAAACUUCUCAGUUAGAUUACUCUAAGUAUGUUAAGAAAUUUUCCUCCUCAUUAGAAUGUGAGAGCUCCUACUGUAAAGAUCUGAACUACAGAGAACACUUCCACUGUUUAGACUGCAAUUCUAGAGUGUUUUUAAAAAAAGAAGAAAUGAUCCGUCAUUUUAAAUGGCACAAAAAGAGGGACGAAUCUCUGCAACAUGGUUUCAUGAGAUAUAGUCCUCUAGAUGAUUGUAGUGAUAAGUUCAACAACUGCACUCAUAAUAAGAAACAAACCCAUUAUCAUUGCAUCAAAGAAGGUUGUGAUAAGGUAUACAUAUCAACUUCAGACGUACAAAUGCACGCAAAUUAUCAUAGAAAAGACUCGGCAAUAAUCCAAGAAGGCUUUCAAAGGUACAGAGCGACAGAAGAAUGUGGAGCUAGCUACUGCGCAUUCUUUGGGCAACGAACAACGCAUUUUCAUUGUCGGAGGACGGGCUGUAGGUUUACGUUUAAGAACAAAAGUGAUAUGGAAAAGCACAAAUCCUACCACAUCAAGGACGAAACCUUAUCCCGGGACGGCUUCAAGAAAUUCAUGAAGAACGAAGUGUGUCCUUUCGAGAACUGCAGAUUCUCCAAAGUUUGUAAUCACAUCCACUGUAUCCGGCCGCAAUGCAGCUACGUCUUGCAUAGCUCGGGGCAAAUGUUCUCGCAUAAGCGCAAACACGAAAGGAAGGACUCAGAGUUGGCUUACAGAAAGUACAAAUUGGCUCAAAGUAUGAUCAGGACUCUGUCGGAUGGAUCGGUAGUGCCACCUCCUGUAGGAUAUGGAAGAGACUAUGAGGCUCAAAUAGACAGUAUUAAUUUGUCGAUGUACAAUCAAGCUUCAGGAAGCGUGUCUAACAUGUCUAACAUGUCGAAUACUGAAAGCUUAAGUGAAAGGAAUUCGCCCAUAAGUUAUGGAGAGUCCGAGUCGGCUUUGGCAAUGGAUUUGACUGCAAAUGAUUCAAGUUUAGCUCAGGAAGACUUCAACUACAACAGUGAAGACUUUUGGCGGAAGUACUGUCAGUACGUUCCGGAAAACCAGUGCCGUGCUGAGAAAUGCGAGUACCUCUACAGCGACCAUUACCACUGUUUCGCGGACUGUUGUUCCGUGGCGUUCAAUAACAAAGACGGCGCUAGGGAGCAUGCGCGGAACCAUGAACAACAAGAAAUGAUUACAGAGAACUACUUUACCACGAUCGCAUCCCAAACAGGGAGUUGUGACGAGUCCUGCAUUUACCAGGAUAAAGAAAAGCACUACCAUUGCAACUGGGACAACUGUAGAGAGGUGAUUCUGCCUAGUGAUAAGCCUUUCAGAAGAUUGGAGCAUUACAAAAUGCAUGAGUAUAGUAAGAAGUUGAGUCUAACAAAGGAUCCACUGACGAUGACCCACCUGUCAAGUUCUAUUGAUGGGAUGUUUUGUAGGAAAAGAGGGCGGCCUCCGAAGAAUAGGGUCAUAGAAGUUUGGAACGAUUACAAUCCAAUGGGUUCUCAAAGCUUGAUGGACAGUCCACAAGCAAUAUUUACAAGCUUUAAAUUGCCGAAAAUGACGUCGACUCCGCUAGGUGGCAAGGAAGUUGAACAGCAGGAUUCUAAUGAUGAUAGGUCGAGCACGCAUAGUCCAAAUGCUCAAGACAGCAACCUCCAGGGCUUCGACGUCUUCUCUGAGAAUACCAAAUGCCCCGACACUCUGUGUCCAUACUUGGGCUCUACCCAUUUCCACUGCACCCAAAACCGCUGUCUCUACGUCACCGAUAAGGAAGACAGCCUCAUCGUCCAUGCCAAAGAUUUCCACGACAACAUCGAAAUCCUCGAUGGCUUCGAAUUCUACGACAGGAACGUAGACUGCAGGCUGCCGGGGUGUCCCAGCAACAGGGUCAACAGGCAUUUCCACUGCACCCGGCUCAAUUGCAACUAUUCCUUCGUGCAAUAUUCUACGAUGGCUCAGCAUAAUCAGAAGCAUGCCGAGGAAGGCGCGACGCCUGAGAUCAGGGUGAAGAGUGAGACGCAACUGACGGAAACAGGCGCGAGUCAAGAUGGCGGUGAGGAUCAGUUCAAGGCGAUUAAUUUGAGUCAGAGUGGGGAUAACAAAGUUUCAGUGGUGAAGGCGUCAGGAACUUUCUAUCCUUUAUCUACAUUGCCAACCGAGCAAAUAAAAAAAUCACCAGAAUAUAAACCUAUCAUCUCAGACUUACCACCGCCUCCGUUAAUAGAGCCCUCAUCUUUGAAAAACGCCGGAAGCAACACCCUCUACGGUCCUGAACUGAGCUGUUCAAGACCAUUCUGCAAACUGAAACGCAAAUACCAUUACCAUUGCAACGCGUGCAACCAAGCAUUCAGCGAGAUGGACAGAUUGGUGGUCCACGUGGCCAAACAUAGCACAGGUGCUCUGAACAGCCAACUCCAGGAGGAUAACAACAACCAGUCUUCACCUCCUCAAUCACCAACGCAACCUUCAACUAGUAUGUCAGCCACGACGAAGCCUCCAACUGAAGCCAAGAUUAGCGUGGCUCCAUUGCAGUCGUUGCAGAGUCCAUCGGUGAUGAAGAAAGAGCACGAGACGUACCUGACGCCUACUUUUGACGCGUAUAGCCACUUCAACCAGUUCCAGUUUGCCCUGAUGUCGCAGCAACAAAUGCAGAAUGCAUUUCUCCCGCAAACCCUGUACCAGAACCCGCAGUUGAUGUUCCAACAUGCUCAGUUGAUGCAAAGUCCUCUCAUCCCACCACAAGCACCUUAUCCUGGAGAAAAUUUGACGAACCCUUUGGCAGCCAUGGCGGCAAAUUUAAACAAAAGAGCCAUGAGCCCUCACGAAAUUUCAUCCGAGGCUAAGAAGGCGAGAAUUCAGAAUUCGAUGAGGAUAUUGAAGGAUGAACCUGUACCUGAAGGCUACUUAAGAUUUCGGUUCAAUGAAGACUGUCAAUACCAACAUUGCGGCUAUAGAGAACACCAAACGCAUUUCCAUUGCCAGAGACAGGACUGCGGUUACAGUUUCUGUGAUAAAACGAGAUUCGUGCAACAUACCGCAAGACACGAGAGAUUGGACACGUUGAUGGGUGGAGAUUUCCAACAAUACAGAGCAAACGUUGCUUGUGGACGAAGUGACUGUGCCUAUACUGCAAAUCUAGGUUCCACUCAAAACAAAGCCUCCCACUUCCACUGCCUGAAAUGCGAUUUUGUCUGCACGGACACCAACAAAGUGGUCGCUCAUCGUCGCCAACACCAAAAGCUGGACUCUAUCCAAGCGGCAGGUUUCGAGAAGUUCACUCCCAGUCAGAUUUGCCGAGUGCCGAACUGUCAACAUAGCGGGAAACAAACACAUUAUCACUGUUUGCAGUGUCAGUAUGCGGUGUUGGGUCUAGCUCAGAUGUCUGCUCAUAAAUACAGGCAUCUUGAUGGAUAAACGAGAAUACACCACUACCGAACUGCUACUGAUUUAGUAUGAGGUCGGUCAACCUACAUGUCAGAAAUAAUGUCAGAGACACUGUCAGAAAUUGAGCUACGUGGGGAAAACGAUAGACCAUUUUGGAAUCGUUGACAAAGUCUAAAGUACCCAUAUAUCGAUAUUGAUCAAGGCAAGAUAUGUCUAUAUUGAGCAGUAGAUACCAUUUAAACUCAUAACUUAAAUCUAUCACUAAAGAGCAUAUGAGGCUAUUUGCCCUAAAAAGCUUCUCCCAUCAAUAAAUACGCUCUCAAGAAUCUCACGUGAAACUCGAAAAUAAUAAAAAAUAAUAAUAAAGCAAUAAAAAUUUCAUAAGAGAUUUUUAACAUGACAUAAUACAUGUCAUAUAUUUCAAAAACAAAUGAAACAGCAAUUUAAAUAUAUUCAGCUGUGUCAUAAGGUGUUGAAUCAACUUGUGAAUGAACCUCAUACAUAUCCCUAUAUUUGUGUCAUUAUUGUUGCUACUAGAAUAGUGACGGUUGAAUUAUGUCCAAAUAAAAGCCAGUUCUAUGAAAAAUAAUAUAUAGGUCUGAAACUGAUCGAAAGUAUGAGUUGUAAAUAAUUAUGCUUUAUACAAGGUGUCCUGAAAAUUGUGGUGAAACAGUAGCGAAAAAGUAAAAAAUAAAUGAAGUACUCACCGUUCAUUUGCAGAGAAAUUUCAAAUACGGCUCUGUCACUCAGAAGUACUGUUCCAAGUGGUCGCUGUUGAUAAAAUGUUUUGUAGAAAGUCUAGGUAGUGUAAACCGUCCAACCGGUUCGGGGAAAUAAAAGGUCCUGUAAUCAUAUCAUUUACCAUACCAGCCCGAAUAUUCAAAGAAAAUGUUUAUUGAAAAUGUGAUCGAGGAACUACGUGAGGAUUUUCCAACGACCACAUAAGUAUUUAGGGAGUUAUUCACCCCAAUACGCGUCAAGGUUGACCCUCAAGGCUUGUACAAAAUGGUACAAACCAUCAUCACGCAGCGUUUGCCACACUUUAGUCUAGGAGACUUGUACUUGUCUAGUCACUUCGUAGUGCAAGAUUUUUUUCGACAAGAUUCAAAUACUCCUUCCUCAGUUUGUACCAUUCGACAUUCCUGCAAACGGAAUAUAUCUCUAGCUUUUUGCAUAAGGUAAACCAAUCUGCGCGGCCCAGAAUGAUAACGUCUGCGAAAGGGAUCUGCAUACACUCACGAAGCCUCGGUAGCAUUUUGAAGACACUCACCAUAAAUUAAAAAGAUAUCGGCAAAUCCGAUAUUGCUGUACGAUUGUACCAUUUGGUUCUUUUCGAUAAAUGUUUUGUUUACCUACGCUGCCAAUGCAUGGGGAGGUUUUGUGGAGCCUAUUACUUUGAAGUAUAUGCCACAAUGAAAACCCGCUUAUUUUUUGAAAAUUGUACAUUGUGGAAAUGAAAGUCCCAAUUAUGGGGAUACCCUCUGUAUAUGAUGGAAUAAGCUCUUGUAGCAAAGAUGAGAAUUUUCAGAAAUUUAUUAAAUUAGUAACUUUUUAGUAUUCUAAGAAACGAGACGUACAACUGGUAUACUAAUAAUUUUGUAAAUAACAUGUAUAAAAAAAUCUAAUAUGUUGUAUAUUUAUUGUACAUAUGCAUCUAAGAUUUAUUAUGUACGUAACUCAUAACAAAAUGCCGUACUGAGGAAAAUAAGAUACCUACUUGAAAAUGUAAAACACUAGAUCAAGCGAUUCUAAAUCUGACUGAAGUUUCAAUUUUUUGAAAGUUAUAAAUAUAUAUGUACACAAAUAUUGUAGAGUAUAAAAGAUCCGGUAUAUAUUUUACACCUCUGUAUAACUGAUGAGGAAGUUGUUGUAUUUAAUUUAUAUCCAAAUAUAUUUUAACUUACGGAGUAGGGAACAAGUGUAAAUUACAAAAGACAGUAUUUUUAGUUGUAGAGUAGCAGUUCUAGACAAUAGAGGCCUUCUCUCAUAGAUUUAGUGCCUUAGAAAAGACAUAUAAAAUGACGGUGCCUUUUUUGGGUACUUUUUUAGUAGGCAGAAAUUUUGUAGACUUUAAAACGAUCUUUUUUCAAAAUGUGUCAUUCCAUAAAUACCAAUUGUGCCAUAUUACCGUUACAAUUAUACCUAGCGGUAUAUAGUGUAUUAGAUAACAUGUUAUGCCUAUAGUUAUCAACAUCAUCAGAUUUAUUCAUCUCAACCAUCUUAUUUUCACUUUUAUUUAUUUCACACUUUUGUACAUUUCGUUUGUGAAUUUUUUGCCAUAUUUUGAAAUAGCUGUAGAACGCAUUUCCUACUUUUUUUAUGUUCAUAGCUAGUCUUUUCUUGUCCUUUUUGCUUUAAUUCCUCAUCGCUUCUUCUAAAAUUUUGUCAAUCAUAAAAAUGAUUUCAAUUCAG